CAGGCAGGCUUACUCCAUGCCUAUCCAAUGAAAUCGCAGUUUGUUUCGUCAUUCCGGAACCGGGAAGUUUGACAGAAGAAUGCAUUAGUGCUUGCUUGUUGUUGCUUCACUGAACAACUACUUAACUAUUUGUAGCUGAAUUUAUGACUUGUUGACGAAGCAGUGUAUUAGCUAGACAGGCUAGCCUGUUACCUUGCACAAACAUGGUUGUCGUCAGCAUGAUGGUUAUGUAUGAGGACGAUUCCGUAGAGGUGCGCUACGGCGAUGGGUCGUGUUUGCAACUCUCUCCGUGUGGUUCUGAGUUCUUGCUGGAGAAAACCGUUCCACCUUCAGCCCACCCACUACUGCCGAGUGAAAAAGUCAGGCAGAGAACACGUUUCGUCACCAGUGCCCACAGAGAGCUAAUAGUGCAGGCUUUGGAGUUCAGAAACAGGUUUGCUGCAAGACCAUACCUCCCCAAAGAGCUCAUCCCAGUGGACUGCAGAAUGCAUUACUUCACUGAUAUUUCGGAGAUCGAGUGGCCUUCUUCAAGCUCCUGCGGAUUGGAGUUUGGGUCGAACGGCGAGGUGAUCGUCUCUUCCGUGGAUGGGAAUGCCAGCCUCCUCCUGUCCUCCUCCGGGGAGGAGUUCUCCGCGGAGUUCCUGUGCCGGACGAGUCAGCCUGAGGUCCCCCGGCCUGUCAGUCAGGACCCUGAGCUCAAGCCCGGGUCACAGCGUGUGGAAGCCCAGGACAGGUCUGCUGCAGGGGUCCUGCGCUCACAGCAGACCACAGGUGGGGCAGCGGGGGGGUCUGGAGCUAAAGAAAAGGGGCAGAAGUCCCCCCUCUCCCUGCCUGGAGAGGAGCACCUCUACACCCGGGUGGUGCAGCUGCAUUCUUGUGCCUGUCCCCCUCCUUUUUGGAGGUACCCCCUGUCUUUAGCACUGGGCCUGUGGGAUGCGCAGCAGGGAGGUCCCGGUGUGCAGGCUGGAGCAGAGGGAGCGGGGGCAGAGCGAAUGGUGGGGGCCACAGCGGGACCGGGGGGGGCAGAGGGAGCUCCAGGUCGGUCAGCAGCAGAGAGCCGGUCCAGGGGGGAGAGGAGCCACCUUCCAGAAGCUCUCCCACUCACAUGUCCCACUCCCCAUCAGCACAGGUGGAACUUCAGGGACUCGACCCAGAGAAGUGAAGAAGACCUGGAGCAAGGCCUGAGGACUGAGCUGGUCAAAGUUCUGUGGCGCCAAGGGAUUGUUUACCGACUCAUCAGUGGGGCAGUGGCCAUCAUGGAGGUCAGCCCAGGCGAUGGCUCGGUCAUCCGGUCCAAUGGAGCCGUAGCAAACUAUUUCACGCAUUACACCGCGAGGCUUGCAUUCGGACAGAAUGAAGAGAAAAGAUACUGUGUGAACAGCCUCCCCCCGGAUGUUCCCGGUCAGGCGUACUCCGUGAGCUCCGUGGUAACCCGUGCCAACAGGAUCCUGAAGUGCUACAACCAGGCCAGAGUUUCUCUGAAGCUCCCCGACACCCACUGCUGCUGGAGACAGGAGAGCAGCUCGGCAGACUCCUCGGUUCUGAUCCGGGAAGCUCGCGUCGCGGGCUCCGGACUCUUCCGGGCCUUUUCUGACGGCCGGGUCCACGUGACCUUCCUGGACGGGGUCACUCUGCAGAUGCUGUGGAGCUUCAACACCAGCACACCUGCGCAGGGGGCAGACGGGACGUUGGCGCCCCCCAGUGGCCUACGGCAGCCGUGCGGCUGGUGCCAGCUCAUCCUCCCCGACGGACACCGUCAGCUCCUGCAGGUGCAGACACCUGGGCCCUACAGCAGGUACGUGUCGGCCGCGGUGCAGUGGAGCCGGUGGGUGGAGGGGGAAGCCGCUCUGACCAACCAGGAAGCCCGCGGUGAAGUCCCGCCCUCUAACCCCGGACUGGGCUGGUCCGUUGUUGCAGAACUGGAGAAGAUCAAAAGGUUUAACUUCUUGUUGGAACACAGCGGGCUCCUGAAGGCUCCGGGGGGUUCCACGGGUUCCCCGGGUUCUAGCUGUGGGUUCCAAGAGGUUACCUCUCAGGGGAACCCCGGAACGGACUCCGCUGUGGUGAACGAGAACAGCAUCGCCGAGGCACUGCAGAGGACCUCUAAAGCCAUCCAGGACAUUGAGACUCUCCUGUCAGUCAGGGAAUCGACCAAUCACAACACCACAUGAGGGUGGUGCUUGGGUGUUGACAGAUAUGAAUACUGAAUAUUUAUUGAACACCUUUCUCUGAAGGCCUAGUUUUACCUCACAGUUCUUUGAUGUCAUCUGUGUGUCUGUUUGAAGCAUAAAUGUAAUUGUAAAGAUUUUGAAAAAUGUCUUAAUAUAUUUCAAAAUAAACCCUGAAAAAGUGAUAAA
Anguilla rostrata (American eel) is the source of this 2357-nucleotide messenger RNA. It is a transcript of the gene c10h5orf34, whose product is annotated as chromosome 10 C5orf34 homolog. The transcript has 12 exons. The record is from RefSeq and is a predicted model, not a curated record. The coding region runs from base 204 to 2171 and encodes 655 amino acids. NCBI's taxonomy places the organism in Eukaryota, Metazoa, Chordata, Actinopteri, Anguilliformes, Anguillidae.